Microplitis mediator is the source of this 909-nucleotide messenger RNA. RefSeq names its product GATA zinc finger domain-containing protein 1. Gene Ontology annotation, cellular component: nucleus. The record is from RefSeq and is a predicted model, not a curated record. The coding region runs from base 193 to 909 and encodes 238 amino acids. NCBI's taxonomy places the organism in Eukaryota, Metazoa, Arthropoda, Insecta, Hymenoptera, Braconidae. Gene Ontology annotation, molecular function: sequence-specific DNA binding. Gene Ontology annotation, biological process: chromatin organization; regulation of DNA-templated transcription. The transcript is spliced from 4 exons.
UUCGAUAUUUGUAUAUAUUCUGAAGGCAAGUUGACACCAAGUGAUUUUGUAAAUAAAAAUAUAUCAAAUAUUAAAUAUAAAAAUAUCAAAAUUCAAAUUUGUGACAAAUUUACAAAAUAUUUUUUACUGAUUUAAUUUUUUUUUGUUGAUAAAAUAAAUAUAAGAAUUUGAAUGAGGUUAUGAGUGACAAAAAUGCCACUAGGAGUUACAAAACCCGUGUGUAUAAAAUGCGAAGCAACAGAAACUCCUCUGUGGCAUUCGACAGAACUUGGAAGUCUGUGUAACAAAUGUCUGGAGGAUGAGAGAAACGCAUCGAAUUUAUCAAAAAAAAAUGACGAUGAAGAUCAAGGAUCCAAACCCUCACGUAAAAGCACCAGGAUCACACGCUGGUGCAAACCCACCAAAACCAAUGAGACGUCGUUGCCAUCGACCCUCAGGACUGUCCCCAAGGGCAAAGGCCGCCGUCAUAUUUUUAAAAAACCCCCAACUAAAGCUCCUUCGUCGGUAGCGACCCCAGUCACCAGCAAUUUCGUAUUCUACAAGGGCUCGUAUUUUCAAGUAGGCGACGUUGUCUCAGUCCAGGACAUUGAUGACGGGGGAAUUUACUACGCUCAGAUACGGGGAUUCAUUACUGAUCAGUACUGCGAAAAAAGUGCCGCGAUAACGUGGCUGCUGCCCACUGUCACCAGUCCACCACCGGAAGAAGGUUUCAGUCCGGAAACUUAUAUAAUUGGCCCUGAAGAAGAUUUACCCCGAAGACUGGAGUGCAUGGAAUUUAUAAUGCACGCGCCCUCGGAUUAUUACAGACUAAAAAAUACUCCAUACCCGCCACCGCUUAUUGAAAGUGCUACUGGUGGGUACAUAUGGACAUCACUUGGAAAUGAAACUACGACUAUUUAUAAAAAGUAA